Notechis scutatus (mainland tiger snake) is the source of this 940-nucleotide messenger RNA. RefSeq names its product protein Mis18-beta-like. Gene Ontology annotation, cellular component: chromatin; nucleus; chromosome, centromeric region. The record is from RefSeq and is a predicted model, not a curated record. Gene Ontology annotation, biological process: CENP-A containing chromatin assembly; chromosome segregation. Lineage: Eukaryota; Metazoa; Chordata; Lepidosauria; Squamata; Elapidae.
AUGUCCAUACGGAAGAAACUGCGGCUUUUGUUUGAGGAGUCCCAGGUGGGCGGCACAAUCACGGUAGAGCGGGCAGGACCCUGGAUGCGGCCUGGCUGCCAAGGCCAAAAAAGCGCAACGAAGCGGGAGAGCCAUGGGGAGCGAGUCCCAGGCAUUUGGGGACUCAGGCUGGAGGACGGUGUGGUCUAUCAGUGCCGACGCUGCCGGGUCGUAUUAGGAGACUCUCUCCACUUGUGCGCGCAGGAGGAGAAACUCCGGCUUUUUGUUUGCUUCAAGGUCACAAAAGAUGUUGUGGAAGACAAUUUGAUGGUCUGUGUUGAAAGAGACCUCAUUGGUUGCACCUACAACACAUUGUGUUGUCAGUCCUGUGAACUAGACAUUGGCUUUAUUCUCUAUAGUUCAAAGUCACUGGCUUACCUGCCUGGCCUCUUCUGCCUUUUUAAGAACAACAUCACAUGUUACUUGCUACAAACUACCGCUACAGUAGAAGCUUCAAAAGUAACCUGUCCUGUUGUGAGCCUAAAGGAACAUGUAGAAAAAUUAAAAGAGAAUCUUGUACAAGUUCAUGUACGCAUGGAAUUGCUAAUUAAGAAACUAGAAGAAUUCAGUCAAAGGAUUACAUCCGAGAAGGAGAUCUGUAAAGGAAGACUGUAUGGACACACAAAUAGAAAGUUGAACAGUUAACUUUUUAGAGUUGCCUAUCUCAACUAAUUGUUUUUAUGUGUGUAAUUGAAAAUGUAAAUUAAUAUUGCUUUAGACUGGCAAAUUUUUGAUACAAAUUUGUUUUCUUUUCUAUCAUGCUCAAGGGCAUAUAGUGUUUGAGCAUGAACAGCUAUCCCAAAUCAUUUAACUCCUACAUGUAAAUAUUUCUAUAUAUUCUCUAACAAAAAUCUUUAAACAUUGCACAACUGUCAUAAGAUUGCAUUGUGAACAUAUUGGA